Molecule: messenger RNA, 1324 nt
Organism: Camellia sinensis
Lineage: Eukaryota; Viridiplantae; Streptophyta; Magnoliopsida; Ericales; Theaceae
Source: RefSeq, a predicted model, not a curated record
UUUGGUUUUUCUACAGAUAAGAAAUGAUCGAGAAGCGCUUCGCAAGUGGCCAAGUCAAAGAGCUCAUCGAAGAGGCACAGGACAAGCUCAAACUCAUCUCUAAGACGUUCCAUAUCAAUGGGCAGCCCCAGAUCCCUGUAGGAGGAGGAGGAGGAGUUGGAGGUGGUGGUGGUGGUGGUGGUGGAGGUGGAGGUGGACAUGCACAGAAACUAACAACCAAUGAUGCCUUAACUUACCUCAAAGAAGUUAAGGAAAUGUUUCAAGAUCAAAGAGAUAAAUAUGACAUGUUCCUUGAUGUCAUGAAAGAUUUUAAGGCUCAAAGAAUCGACACUACUGGUGUCAUAGCGAGGGUGAAAGAACUAUUCAAAGGGCACAACAAUCUAAUCUUUGGGUUCAACACCUUCUUGUCAAAGGGUUAUGAAAUUACCCUCAUUGAUGAGGAAGAGCCCCCGACAAAGAGAACUGUUGAGUUUGAAGAAGCUAUAAGUUUUGUAAACAAGAUAAAGAAACGUUUCCAAAAUGAUGAUCAUGUAUAUAAAUCAUUUCUUGAGAUCUUGAAUAUGUACAAAAAGGAGCAUAAGGGCAUUACUGAGGUCUACCAUGAGGUUGCUGUACUUUUUUCAGACCACUCAGAUUUGCUUGAUGAGUUCACAAGAUUUUUGCCCGAUACUUCAGCUAUAGCAUCAGCUCCACAUGUUCCACUUGGCCGACAUUCUUUUCAUCGCAAUAAUGCGAAGAGUUCUGCUAUGACCACAUCACGGCAUGUACCUGCGAACAAGGUAAAUUCUUGUUUCCUUUCAUGGUUUCUUUAAUUGUGAUAACUUCUACCCAAAUUUUACUGAAAAUUAAGUUGGGUUUCCUCCUCCCCUUAACUCUCUGUGUACUCUGAAUCUUGUAUAAUAGCCUAAUAUAAGAGAUGAAAAAUCCUGAAAAGGAAGAACCAGACAAAAACCAUAGAGAUUUAGUCAGCAUAACUAAAUUUAAAAAAUAAAAUGCUAUUCACUGUUUAGUGGGCGAAUAUUAGUGUUAAUGUACCUAUAAAAAAUGUAUUAAAAAAAUGUUAAAUAUACAAAAAUGUUUCGAAAUAUAUAUAAAAUGUGUAUUAAAAUUAUAAUUAUUUUGAAAUUAUCUUUAUUUUAACGAAAACACGGUAAGACUAACAAUCAUUAGCAUGACCAAGAAAGCUAAAACAGAGAAGAUUACUAACAUGAUUUUGACUAUUUCAGACAACUAAACAUGCUCUUGAUUUUUCAUUACAUAGAACUUGAAUUAAACAAGAUUGAAUAUAUUCUUAUUUUCUUUUAGUGAUAUUUCUCAGGAAAUG